This is a messenger RNA of Erinaceus europaeus (western European hedgehog), 1074 nucleotides long. RefSeq names its product taste receptor type 2 member 4-like. Gene Ontology annotation, biological process: detection of chemical stimulus involved in sensory perception of bitter taste; G protein-coupled receptor signaling pathway; sensory perception of taste. Gene Ontology annotation, molecular function: bitter taste receptor activity; G protein-coupled receptor activity. Gene Ontology annotation, cellular component: membrane. Bases 1 to 921 code for a protein of 306 amino acids. NCBI's taxonomy places the organism in Eukaryota, Metazoa, Chordata, Mammalia, Eulipotyphla, Erinaceidae. The record is from RefSeq and is a predicted model, not a curated record. The transcript has a single exon.
AUGCUUCAGUUUAUUUCGUCUGUUCUUAUUGCCUCUGCAGUUUUUAAUUUUGUUGGUCUCCUUGCAAAUCUGUUUAUUGCAGUGGUCAAUUACAAGUCUUGGAUGCAAAACCAUAGAAUCUCUUCAUCUGACAGGAUCCUAUUCAGCUUGGCCAUCACCAGAUUUCUGAUGCUGGGAUCAUUUCUCCUGUUAGUUAUCUACCAGUUUCUCUUUCCACUUGUUCUAAGGUCAGUCUUCAUCCUCAUUUUUUCAAGGCUGUGUUGGGUGUUUCUGGAGUCUACUAGCCUCUGGUUCAUGACCUUGCUCAACACCUUGUACUGUGUGAAGAUUACAAACUUUCAACACUCAGUGUUUCUCUUGCUGAAACGGAAUCUAUCUCCAAAGACUCCUUGGCUGCUGCUGGCUUGUGUGCUGAUCUCUUUCUUUAUCACUUUGCUUUACUUUGUGCUCAGACUGACCUCACCCAUUCCUCCCUAUAUGCUUGGGAGAAAUAACACCGAGAUUGACUUGAAUGCUGAAGUCUUGCCUAUACUGAUGUCUGUAGCCUUGAGUUGUUGUCUACAGUUCAUCCUUAAUGUGGCCUCUACUUCCUUGGUAAUCAAGUCCUUAUGGCAACACAUAAAGAUGAUGCAGAAAAACAAUACAAAGUUUUGGAACCCCCGGACAGAAGCUCUUGCAGGUGCUAUGAAGCAGAUGAUCUAUUUCCUCAUGGCAUAUGUUCCACAUUCUGUUCUGAUGCUGCUCUUUUACCUAAAUAUCGCCAUAGGAGAGACUGUUGAACACUUAACCAUUUAUUCAUUUUUUUCUACUUUGUACCACCCAGGGCAUUCUGUUCUCAUUGUCCUCACACAUCCUAGGUUGAAAGCAGAAGCAAAGAAGAUGCUUUGUUUCAGCAGGUCAUGCAAGUUUGAUUGUAAAUAGUGACUGGAGCCCCAUUAUCCUGGGAUCAAGAUGUUAUCUGAUAGCAGAUUUUUUCCAGAAGUCUGAGGAAUGUAUUGCUUUAUUGCAGAUCAAACAUUUUAAGAGUACAAAUGCUUUUACUUCACUUCACUGUGCAUGUUUCUUUUCUAUUUU